CGAAAAUAAUAAAGAUCCGCAUAUGCGCGAUUCAUCCUGGCUUCUUUUAUGCGACAGACGUGACAUAUUGACCGGAUAACCCUGCAACAUGCCUAAGCUCGACGGCUUGAGGCCUGAGACGGCAAUCCUUUCCCCAAAGAAGAGGAAAAGCAGCGUUCUCGAUGCAAAAGACCCCGGCGUCUCGCCAACUCCCAAGUCAAAAAAAUUGAAGAAUGACGCUGAGCGAUUGGAGAAGCUCUUUGCGACUCCACAGGCUAAAGCAAAAAACUCCGGGAGGUACCGACGUUGCAAAAAGGCAUCGCGGUAAACGCAGGUCGAAGAAAUCUGCGACAUGGAAAGUAUCGGAGCCCGUGGGAGGAAAAUUCCUGAACAACGAACCCGUUUUCAGCGCGGAUGAGAAGUAUCUGUUCGUCGCGAAUGAAACCGCCGUUCAUAUCUACUCAACCGCAACGUCCCUCCUUGUCCGGGCUCUCGUUAUCGGCGGCACAACCGUGGUUACCGGGUAUGCGCUUUCACCCACAAAGCCGAACACAUUAUAUGUUUCUACCUUGUCCGGUCUCAUCUAUCAUUGGGACUGGGUAGAGGGCGAGAAACUAGGACGAUGGGAGAUUGGCUCGGAUAUCUUCGGGCUGGCCGUAGCUCCCAUGCCUUCCCAGCCUCAUCAAGACAUUGUCUACACUGUCGACAAAAAGCAAAAGUGGAUGUUGACCGCUCACAAGCUCAUGAGUGGAAUCGAGGCAUCAAAGACCGAACUUGCGACUCUCUACCGAUCUACAAACCCCAUCACCUCGUUGAGAAUCGUGCAAGGGGGAAGAGUUAUUGUUGCAACCUCGGGCGAUCGACUUCUGGUAGGGUUCAGCGAAGCUUUCCAGUCACCAUCUCUUCAAGAACUCUCCUACGUCUUCCGUGAGAUUUCAUCGUCUGAAUGGAUUACAUGCAUCGACAUCCGGGAGUCGAGCGGUGAACGGCAAUCCGGCGGCAAGAAGGCCAAGUCUCAGCAAGGAAACCGUGCGCCAUCCGUCGACAUUGUUGUUGGUGGCCUUCAAGGUGCCAUCUUUGUCCACGAAGAUUUAUUAAAUAAGAUGAUCCAAAUGGAGCGCCCAAGUACGGGCAGGGAGACUUUCAAGAUCACUCCUCGAAAGCUGCAUUGGCACCGUGAAGCCGUCAAUACUGUCAAAUUCUCCCUCGAUGGCAAUUACAUUAUUUCCGGUGGUUCGGAAACUGUCUUGGUUCUUUGGCAAGUUGACACUGGCAAGCGCCAAUUCCUGCCCCAUCUGGCAUCCGUCAUUGAAACGCUAGUGGUCUCUCCAUCCGGUACCUCGUAUGCCGUCAGACUUGCCGAUAACUCUGUCAUGAUUCUCUCUACGAGCGAGCUCAAGCCUACUGCCAACAUUGCCGGUAUCCAGGCAAGAUCAAUCACCGCACAACUCAUUCCUCGCGGAAAAAUCACCACGGUGGAGUCCCUCGAGGCAGCGGCCUCUUCGACUGAAACGGGCAUGGAAUUUCCCCGGAUUCCUUCUUGCAUUAGCCGCGUGAACCCGACUCAGGUCUUGGUCGCCGUGCCGGCUUCACAAUCCAAUGUUCAAGGCGCCAAUGUGAAUGCGCCGUAUCUCCAGACAUUUGAUUUUACUGCUGCACAGCACGUUUCUCGCCAGGCCUUGGCCAGAACGAACACGACAAACCUCAACAUCGGCCCUGACGCCAACAAGAUUGGUGAACCAGACGUCAAGUUUGUCCAGGUCAGCUCCGACGGCCAAUGGCUCGCCACGAUCGACGAAUGGGCGCCCCCGCGAAAAGACGUCGAGCAUCUUGCCGUGGACGGACCAGAUGCUUCUGAAGAGCAGACCCGUCGUCGAGAAGUUUUCCUCAAGUUCUGGAAAUGGAAUGUUGAGACCAAGGACUGGGAGCUAGUUACUCGAGUGGAUGCACCUCACGAGUGCCCAGUCUCUGGCGUGUCUACAGGACGUGUUUAUGGACUUCAGGCAGACCCAUCAUCGCCGGGUUUCGCUACCAUUGGCGAAGACGGCGCAGUCCGUAUCUGGAAGCCCAAGACACGACUUCGGAACGGCAUCACCGUCCGCGGAAGUAACGCCGAAGGUUUGACCACCUGGGGCUGCGUGCACACUGUUGCCCUUGAUCGAUUCAGCCAAACCGACAGCGCGGAUCCCGCGCAGGAAAAUACUCCCAUCCGACGCGCGUGCCUGGCCUACUCUGCCGACGGAUCCACGCUGGCCGCAUGCAUUCAGGAGUCCGCCGAGACAGACUCUGGCGUCGUUCACUUCAUCAACCCUGCGACCGGCGGCGUCCCAUAUAUCAAAUCCGGUCUCUACCAGGGCGUAAUCUCCGCCAUUGGGUUCGUUGGACGGUACCUCGUUACGGUGUCUGAUCUGGUUCUUGUCUGGGACGUAGUCGAGGACCGGGCCUCUUUCAGUUUCGCGCCACCUAUCAGCACAUUUACCGAAACCCAGCGAGCAUCGAUGCUCCAUCUCGCAAUUGAUACCUCCAGCGAGACCUUUGCAGUAGCCAUCCCAUCUGCCGACAGCACGAAGAGGUUACAUCAAUUGCAAAAGGCGCAUUCCCAAGUCGCCAUUUUCGAUCCCGCCAAUUCUUCUCCAAUCUUCACGACCUCCAUGCCUCGCAUCGUAACCUCGUUACUUCCCACCAUUGGUUCAAAGGGUUAUCUCACCAUUGAUGCUAGCGCCCAAAUCCGCGUCCUCACACCUCGCAGUAUCCCUGCUGUGUCCAUUUUCCGUCCCGAUCCUGAGCGCAGAGAAACCUUGUCCGGAUUGGAGAAUAUUUAUGGAGACGCAGAUAAGGAAGAUGAAACAGUGGCCGCAACCACAAGCACUGCCAUGGACAAACGCGCCAACGAGAGCGACGAGGAGGAGGAUGAUGACGAAGACGCUGGCCAGGACGACGCUCAAUUUGCGGCAACGCAUCAUAUCGAGGAGGAUAAUGAUGACAAUGAUGAGGACGAUGCUCCCGUGGUUCGUCAAGAGCAACUCACGCAGAUAUUUGACGUGGGUCCUUCAUUCGCUCUGCCUCCUGUCAGCGAGCUCUUCCAGCAGGUUGUUAGUCUCUUUUCGCGAAAGCCUAGAAAUGCAUAGGGCAUUGUGUGUACGGUCGAAUUAUAUUUCCUUUUUUAGGCCUCGUCAAGUGGCAUUCCGGGUGUAUCUGAUCUUACGUUGUUCUCUUUCCCCCCAACUUUUUUCAUUUGAUUUCUUUUCAUCAUUAGGGUUUUCAUCUAGACGGGCCUUUUUUUCUCUCGGUUUUGAGGCAUUUAAAUUUUUAUAUUAGCUAUGGGGCGAUUUAUAUUGAUUUGGCUAGA
Messenger RNA from Xylona heveae TC161, 3328 nucleotides. RefSeq names its product WD40 repeat-like protein. Bases 213 to 3107 code for a protein of 964 amino acids. Lineage: Eukaryota; Fungi; Ascomycota; Xylonomycetes; Xylonales; Xylonaceae. Gene Ontology annotation, biological process: positive regulation of rRNA processing; positive regulation of transcription by RNA polymerase I. The transcript is spliced from 4 exons. Gene Ontology annotation, molecular function: RNA binding; protein binding. Gene Ontology annotation, cellular component: nucleolus. The record is from RefSeq and is a predicted model, not a curated record.